UGAGGAAGAAGAGGAGGAGGAGGAAAGUGGAGGGACACUCGUGUCUGUCCUGCGCUCGUUUCCUCCUCACACGGUAACAUCGUAACAAUGGGGGAAUCUUCGAAGGAAGCCUCGGGUCUAGCGAGGACAACGAGCCGCGAGUGUACGUCGCUGUCCGGGGCUCCCUAGUGAGACCGAAGCAUCGGCCGAGACGACCGUGAGUCGGAGCAGUCAGUAGCCAUGGAGUUGAGAGUGGGAAAUAAGUAUCGCCUCGGGAGGAAGAUAGGGAGCGGAUCCUUCGGAGACAUUUACCUUGGUUCCAACCUUGCCACAGGAGAGGAAGUCGCCAUCAAGCUGGAAUGCGUCAAGACCAAACAUCCGCAGCUCCACAUUGAGAGUAAAUUCUACAAGAUGAUGCAGGGAGGAGGUGAGGCUCACAGAGUUGGUAUCCCGUCCAUCAAAUGGUGUGGAGCCGAGGGCGACUACAACGUGAUGGUCAUGGAGCUGCUGGGCCCCAGUCUGGAGGACCUGUUCAACUUCUGCUCCCGCAGGUUCAGCCUGAAAACCGUCCUGCUGCUAGCUGAUCAAAUGAUCAGCAGGAUCGAAUACAUCCACCUGAAGAACUUCAUCCACAGAGACGUGAAGCCCGACAACUUCCUGAUGGGUCUUGGGAAGAAGGGCAACCUCGUCUACAUCAUCGACUUCGGCCUGGCGAAGAAAUACCGCGACGCCCGAACGCACCAGCACAUUCCCUACCGAGAUAACAAAAACCUCACUGGCACCGCCCGCUACGCUUCUAUCAACACCCACUUGGGCAUUGAGCAAUCGAGGCGAGACGACCUGGAGUCGCUGGGCUACGUCCUGAUGUACUUCAACCUGGGAUCGCUGCCUUGGCAGGGGCUCAAGGCCGCCACCAAGAGGCAGAAGUAUGAACGCAUCAGUGAAAAGAAAAUGUCGACUCCCAUUGAGGUGCUGUGCAAGGGCUACCCCUCUGUGUUCUCCACCUACCUGAACCUGUGUCGAUCUCUGCGCUUUGACGACAAGCCGGACUAUUCGUACCUGAGGCAGCUCUUCAGGAACCUUUUCCACAGACAGGGCUUCUCUUAUGACUACGUCUUUGACUGGAGCAUGCUCAAGUUUGGGGCCAGCAGGACGGCCGAAGAUGGAGAUAUAGAACGAAAGGAGGAAAAAGACGAAGAGGAGCGAGCGGGAGAAGGCCAGAGAGUCGCCGGAGGUCGAGCUUUGCCGCCUGGACCCAAACCUUCGGCGGCCAACCGAGUCAAAAACGAAGCAGACGUCAUUCAGUCUAAAGCGGUCACUCGCGGCGUCCAGCAGUCAGGUAACCGCUCUCCUCAGGUCGGUCGAGCGGAACGGGUCGAGCGAGAGCGCAAAGUGGCCAUGAGGCUUCAUCGCGGCGCCCCCGCCAACGUGUCCGCCGGUGACCUUUCGGCGCGCCUCGACCAGUCACGCAUCACUGCAUCGCAGGUCAGUGUGCCAUUUGAACAUCUGGCAAAGUGAGUUCUUCCUGACUGGCCUGCUGGUCAGAGGCAGCGUCUAGAGGGAAUCAACUACCCCUCGCUUUUCAAACAGAUAAAUGAAACCAUGAGUGAGUGACGGAGCAGGAAGAAGGUGCGUUGCUGGCGCCUAAAUGGGGAGGUCAGUGGUGUCCACGUGUGAACUCUGGUGACCAGAAGGAGCGGAGGUAACGCUUCAAUGAUGGAAACCAGUGGGCCAGGAAAGAAACCUUCAAUAGUACUGGCCCAGUACUGUUUAUAUGGUGCAGUUUAGAGGGGGGGAAGUGACAGUAACCAAUAAUCACGUCCCAUAGACUCAGAGGCUCAAGACGUAAAAAACACAUACAGUACAUCCAAUUGCACAAACUUUCAGGUUUCUGUGGUUUACAGAUCUAACGUUAAUGUUAAAGAGUUAAAUAAGCUGCAUAUUGAUGUCUUUCAUACAAAAAUACCGAUAUAACCAGCGUGGCAGUCAGGCGUAUCAUUUGUGUAUUUAGACCUUUCUUAGAAAUCGUCUAAAAUGUCGGAGUGUUAUUAUCGUACUUGUUCAUCACCCGGCUUUGCCUCCGAGUCCAAAAUAUAAAAUGCAGGAAUGUUGAAUUAUAAAAUAUACAAAAAGAGAGUGCAUUGUUUCUCUUGAGUUGUUAAAACUGGACAAUGUAAAGACGGAAUGAGGAGAGAACCUCAAUGACUGAAUGUUAUUAGGACUCCUUAUUCCAAUAUGUAAGUUAAACAAUCUUGCUGAUGUACUGUAUAUGUCUGUUUUUUAUGUUGUACAUAAUCUAUGUUUUAUUUGGGCAAAAUGUAAAUAACAUAUGCCAGAAUGUACCAGAUCAAGAUGGUUAUCCCUAUAAAGUCAAAACACAAAUUAACUUAUAAAAGCUGAUUCUA
This is a messenger RNA of Phycodurus eques (leafy seadragon), 2384 nucleotides long. It is a transcript of the gene csnk1e, whose product is annotated as casein kinase 1, epsilon. Gene Ontology annotation, molecular function: ATP binding; protein serine/threonine kinase activity. Lineage: Eukaryota; Metazoa; Chordata; Actinopteri; Syngnathiformes; Syngnathidae. Bases 220 to 1497 code for a protein of 425 amino acids. Gene Ontology annotation, cellular component: cytoplasm; nucleus. The record is from RefSeq and is a predicted model, not a curated record. The transcript has 11 exons. Gene Ontology annotation, biological process: endocytosis; peptidyl-serine phosphorylation; signal transduction.